CAGUGAAAGAAUGACGUGACGAUUCACGCUGUUUCAACAAACCAUGUUCUUUAGCAUUGUUUAUGUUUGCUACCACGCCCAAGGGCUUGAAAAGCAAACAGCAAAUUUCCCGGUUGGAGAAGCAGAGCAUGUACAAGUUCCAUUUUCACCAAAUUCUUCGCAUUUUUCUCUGUAGCUGGUUACAGUGUUGACCAAAAAUGCAAACGCUUUGUGUUUGUGGAGAUAAGCAAUGGCGUUUCGACGCCGAUUCAUUCUUCGGCUCUCGCCUGUCGUUUCCGACUACUCAUUUGUCAUUUUGGCCACCCAGAAGAAGUUCAGUAGUGUCCAUGGUGGUUAAGCGCAGCCCCAAGCGUCUCAAAUACACCACUGGUUCUCGAUUCACCAAGGAAGAUGGAUUGGUGUACACUGAAGCAGACCCAUCUGCCUCUGAUUCUUGGAAAUUGGAACCGAUUGUCAAUCUCUUGAAACAAGGUGCGGUCGGAGUUAUCCCCACUGAUACCCUGUAUGCAAUAGUAUGUGACCUUAGAAGCCACUCUGCCAUUGAACGUCUUCGUAGAAUCAAGAAUAUAGAAGCUUCAAAGCCUCUUAGCAUCUUGUGUCAUUCAUUUCGGGACAUAGACAAGUACACAGCUGGAUUUCCACGUGGUGAUGGUCAAGGCCAUGCGAAUUUAUUCAAAGCUGUUAAGCAUCACUUACCUGGUCCUUAUACAUUCAUCCUAAUUGCAAGCAAAGAAUUACCUAAGCAAUGCAUAAGGUUUGGGACGUCUUCUGCCAAAUAUGCAUCAAGAAAAAAUGUGGGUGUACGUAUGCCUGAUGAUGCCAUUUGUCAAACAAUACUGAAGGAGAUGGAUGCGCCAUUGAUAUGUACAAGCAUCAAGUUCCAGAAGGAAGAUGAAUGGAUGAUUGACCCAGUUAUAAUAGCUGAUACAUAUGGACCAGAGGGUCUUGAUUUUGUUAUUGAUGGUGGUGUAAGAGUGGCCGACCCAUCCACGGUUGUUGACAUGACAAAAAUGCCUCCCAAAGUACUACGACAGGGAAAGGGUCCUAUUUUACAUUGGAUGGAAUUUGAAGAUGAUCAGAAAACUGAGAUCGAUAAGGAUCUCAUCCCUGCCGGCAUUUGAAAGAAAUCAUCCUCUCCAUUGAAGAUUUAGCAUUCCAAAACCAGUUCAAUACUCUUACCGACUUUGCUUCAAGCUCUCGUAGAAUUGGACUCAUUUUUCUUUUAUGGGGGAGGGGCAAAAUAGGAAAAAAAGAAAAUGUAUAAACACAUGAACAAACGUGAGAAUGUAAAGGAUAUAAUUUCAUGUAAAUAAAAGUUCAUAUUCGCCAACCUAAUAAUGAAUUUCC
Messenger RNA from Vigna umbellata (rice bean), 1347 nucleotides. Its product is annotated as DHBP synthase RibB-like alpha/beta domain-containing protein. The record is from RefSeq and is a predicted model, not a curated record. Gene Ontology annotation, molecular function: double-stranded RNA binding. Lineage: Eukaryota; Viridiplantae; Streptophyta; Magnoliopsida; Fabales; Fabaceae.